Messenger RNA from Geodia barretti, 360 nucleotides. Lineage: Eukaryota; Metazoa; Porifera; Demospongiae; Tetractinellida; Geodiidae. The record is from the annotation of a GenBank genome assembly.
AUGGCUUUCGCGCUGAAUCAUGUUCACCUCAAGACUCCCGAUCCCAAGUCCACCGCCGAGUGGUACGUUGCCAACCUGGGCGCCACCGUGACCGCCGAAACGGCGAACGGGGGCUUCCGCCUGGACCUCCACGGCCUGCCUCUGAACGUAACCGACCAUGUCGCCACGCAGACCCACCCGCAAAACUAUGGCUUCGAGCACAUCGCCAUUGACACCGAUGAUAUCGACGGCACCGUCGCCGACCUCAAAAACGGCGGCGCCACCGUGCUGGAAGAGACCACCGUGGGCGGCGGCCGGCGCGUGAUGUUCUUCGAAGGUCCCCAGGGCAUCAUCCUCGAAGUGCUGGAGAUCAUUAACUAA